This is a messenger RNA of Synchiropus splendidus (mandarinfish), 2555 nucleotides long. It is a transcript of the gene trim105, whose product is annotated as tripartite motif containing 105. The transcript has 7 exons. The coding region runs from base 144 to 1457 and encodes 437 amino acids. Gene Ontology annotation, molecular function: metal ion binding; protein binding. Lineage: Eukaryota; Metazoa; Chordata; Actinopteri; Syngnathiformes; Callionymidae. The record is from RefSeq and is a predicted model, not a curated record.
CUUUGUCGUAACAUCCUGUUCCACCAGCCUCCCCCUCCUGACAAGUGGAAUGCUACCGAUAGCAAAGACGUUGGACGAAGUUUACGUGUACUUUUACGAAGAAUAGGACCAGCGGCAACUCGGUCACGUGUGUCUACCAGGUUAUGGCUGCUGUCGAUUGUGCUCCGCCUGCGCCCCCCAACAAAGGCAGCCUGAAAGAAGACCUGACAUGUGUCAUCUGCUGCGACCUCUUCCGCGAGCCCGUCAUGCUGGCCUGCAUGCACCACUUCUGCAAGUCGUGCAUAUCCAGGUACUGGCGCGGAGCCCAAGGGCCCGUGACGUGUCCGCAGUGCCGGAAGGUUUUCAGGACCAAGCAGUUUCACACCAACUAUAUUGUGACCGCCAUGGUGGAGAAGAUAAGGACCACCACAUCUGACACCUACAUGAAAAAUCUGGAGAAACAACUGAAAGAAGACUUGAAAAAUCAUCUACUGAGAAAGCAGGAUUUUAUCAACACGAUUCAGAGAAACAAAGAGAAGAUGGAAGCCAUAAAGAGAGUGGGCGCAGAGCUUCAGGCUCACGUCUCCGGGGAGUUCCGAGGCCUUCACCAGAUCCUGCGGGAGGAGGAGUCCAGGAUGUUGGAGCAGCUUCAGAGCGAGCAGGAAGAGGAGCUGGAGAAGGUCCGUGGCCACAUCGAGGCAGUCCAGAGGGCCGUGACAGAGUUGGAGGAGAACAUAGCGGAGCUGGAACAGACCUGUGCUGCAGCGAAAAAUUCAGUUCUGAUCGAGCUCCCACAGCAAAGAAGCUGUUCACAGGUGGCUGCUCCUCCAGAGUUCGACCCAAAUUCCUUGGUCAACAAGUUUGCAGCUCCGAUACAGUACAUAGCGUGGAGGAAGAUGUUCAAGUCCUUGAGGCCAGGUCCGUCUCCACUGACCUUCGAUGCUGACACCGCUCACCCCAGUAUUUUUGUCUCAAGAGAUAAAAAGCUUGCGGUCGAGUGCGAAGGAACAGUGGUCCACAAAGACGACGGCAAGCGCUUCCUCCAGUGCGUCAACGUUCUGGCCGCUCAGGGAUUCCAGUCCGGCCGGCACUACUGGGAGGUGGAGGUGGGCCGGAAACACAAGUGGGACCUGGGCGUGGCCUCGGAGUCGGUGGACAGACGAGCCCGGAUCAAGCUCAGCCCCGAAAGCGGCUACUGGACGCUGCGACUGCGGAACAAAAACGAGUACUCGGCCGGCACCCAGCCGUGGACCCGGCUGCAGCUGGCCUCCUGCCCGAAGAGGAUCGGCGUUUUCCUGGACUGCGACAGGAGGCGCGUGUGCUUCUACAAUGCUGACGACAUGAGUUUGCUGUACUGCUUCAGCGACGGCCCCAGAGAGAAGGCCAUGCCCUUCUUCAGUCCCUGCAUCAGUGGCAGCGGGCAGAAGUCGCAGCCCAUCCAGCUGCUCCACUAUCCUCCAGUCGCUCUGUCCGAGUGAAGCGCCGGCAACACUUGGUGAGAGGGGGGGAGAUGAGCCGCCUCUCGGAUUUAUAUCUGCACUUUAGCUCAGUUCAUUCAGAUAAAAAAACCUACCUGCUUUCAGCACUAGUGGGUCAAAUCUGAUUACAUUCAUUGUGGCACUCUUUGGUGACGCGACUCUGAGAUGAAUCUAUUUAGUUCUAGUUCUGCACACGCUCGGAUGAAUCCAUCAAUAACUGACACCUUGUUUGCAUGCGUAGUCUGUAAAGGAAGUGGGAUCAAUGAAACAGUACUGAGACGCGCUGAUGCGAUGACCAAAAUAAAGCUGGAUCCAAAGCUGCCUCAUUCUUCUCUCCAGCUGUGCCAUCGAACGUUUACAGGACCUCACUUGACACCAUCAAGGAUGUUAUUAAGCCUCAUCAAAGAGGAGCGUGCCGAUGUGCCGUGAGCCGGCAAAAUCACGGCACACGGCGGCGAGCACAUCUGGACUGGAAGAGGCAGCCCACUCGCUAUCUUCCCGAACACACCGCAGGGCAGGCGUCCUGUUUCCUCCCGCCGGGUCGGAGGUCGGAUAAACAGAGCGACAGCGGUGAUGCGGCCCGUCGAGGCAGGACGACCUCUGCUGAUGGAAGAGUGGCACAAUGAGCUGCGCCGAGGAAGGCGACAUGUUUUUCAUUAUGGAGGUCACAGGCGUCUCAUCAUCACGUUUCUCUGUCGCCCUCCAAGACUUUUUAUCACAGUUUCAUUCAAUUUUCUUUAAUAGAAAUCCACGAUAAAUUGAUGAAAUGCUCCGGCAACUCUUCAGCUCAAGAAUUAAGUGGCGCAAAAUGGACUGAAAUACCAGUGGAAUAUUUGCUUCUGUGUGAAUACACUUUCCCCAAACAACUGGUGACGGCCAUUAAUACUGUGAUCAGGCAUGACUCACUUAAUGCCACUUGAAAUAUACGACACAAAAUAUGCAGCAAAAGCCUGUUCAAGCCUUUUCAUUAACUGACACUGAACAGAGAAAAUCGGCUGUCAAUCAUAUAUAAUGGAGUUUGUCUGCAAAAAUUAUUUUCCUUAUUAUAGACCUUAUUUUUGUGUUACAUUUUCAGACGACAUGUGACUUGAUGAAUGA